This is a messenger RNA of Jatropha curcas, 1386 nucleotides long. Lineage: Eukaryota; Viridiplantae; Streptophyta; Magnoliopsida; Malpighiales; Euphorbiaceae. The record is from RefSeq and is a predicted model, not a curated record.
AUUCAGAAAGUAAAUUUAUUUAUUCCGCCAAAUUGUUAUGGUUGUAUCCGAAAUCGAAGAGUAGACAGUUCGCGACCCGCGAUCCGAUUAAUGCGUAAUGAUAAAACGAAGGAGAAGAAAAAGGAAAAAAAUAUUAAAAUAAUUAAAAAAACGGGAAAAAGAAUCGGAGAUUUUGGUUGGCGAAGAUUGGUUUUACUGAACGAACGGUUCAACGGCAUAAUUUCCCGGCCAAAGAGCUUCUUUCUCUGUUCUCUCUCUCAAUUUCCCCAAAUUUCUCCACUUUUCAGAUGGCUUACUGAAGAAGAAGAAGCAACGAGAAAGAAAAAGAAGAAGCUGUUUUUCUUCGCAUUGGUCGUUUUAGGGUUUCUGGGUUUGGCGUCAGUACUGUCCUCAGAAAUGAGCGCUUCCAGGUUUAUCAAGUGCGUCACGGUCGGUGAUGGUGCCGUUGGUAAAACUUGUCUCUUGAUUUCUUACACCAGCAACACUUUUCCUACGGAUUACGUGCCAACUGUUUUUGACAAUUUCAGUGCAAAUGUAGUUGUCAAUGGAAGCACUGUUAACCUGGGAUUGUGGGAUACUGCUGGGCAAGAGGAUUAUAAUAGGUUAAGACCUUUGAGUUAUCGUGGAGCUGAUGUUUUCAUACUGGCCUUCUCUCUCAUUAGCAAGGCCAGUUACGAAAAUGUUUCUAAGAAGUGGAUUCCAGAGUUGAAACAUUAUGCACCUGGGGUCCCAAUUGUUCUUGUCGGAACAAAGCUCGAUCUUAGGGAUGAUAAACAGUUCUUUAUAGACCAUCCUGGUGCUGUACCCAUUACUGCAGUUCAGGGAGAGGAACUGAGGAAGCUGAUUAAUGCACCUGCUUAUAUCGAAUGCAGUUCGAAAACACAGCAGAAUGUGAAGGGAGUUUUCGAUGCAGCUAUCAGAGUUGUCCUUCAACCGCCCAAGCAGAAGAAAAAGAAGAAUAAAGCGCAAAAGGCCUGUUCCAUAUUGUGAUUGAAAUGGGUAUAUAAGGAGUUAACGGCCUCUGCAUUACCCACGUUCUUCCUCGUUUUUUCUCUUUCCAUUGCUCUUAAAAGAAGCUCAAUUAUUGUCCCAGACUGUAAUUAGGAUCUCUGCGAAGCAUGAGGUGGUUUGAUUUUGGUUUCUUGGAUUAUUGUGGAUGUCUAAUUGUUGAAUUUGGUUAUGUAAUUGCCCACCUCUUUCUCUUACGUCCCGAUUUUGAUAUGUUUUAAUUAUGUAUUCAUAGACUGGAAUAUCCAGUUAGGAAAACAACCUUGCCUCACAUGGAUUCUAUCUAUUCCUCUAUCAUUUCAAGGGCUUGGAAUUGGAUUUCAUGCUCAGUUUAUUAGCAGCUUGCUAGUUUUUCAUAUAAAUUGUAGGUUUCUUCCA